This is a messenger RNA of Triticum aestivum (bread wheat), 1085 nucleotides long. Its product is annotated as phytosulfokine receptor 1. The record is from RefSeq and is a predicted model, not a curated record. Bases 109 to 969 code for a protein of 286 amino acids. The transcript has a single exon. Lineage: Eukaryota; Viridiplantae; Streptophyta; Magnoliopsida; Poales; Poaceae. Gene Ontology annotation, molecular function: protein binding.
CCCAAGCAGUUUUUGCCAAGAGCACUUGUGAAUCACUUGCAUCCCAAACAAGUUUUCUUACCCAUAGUUGUUGUGUUUGUGUAGACAUAGCAUACUUCAGCUGAAUCCAUGGCGAAAUGCUGGCUGCUGCUCCACUUCUUGGCGUUCCUCUUGCCGCCGGCGAGCGCUACGACGUGCCACGCCGAUGACCUCCGCGCGUUGCGGGGCUUCGCCGGGAACCUCAGUGGUGGUGGCGUGCUCCUACGCGCCAUGUGGUCUGGCGCCUCGUGCUGCGGCUGGGAAGGUGUCGGCUGUGAUGGCCAAAGUGGACGCGUCAUGGCGCUGUUGCUCCCCGGGCGUGGACUUGCGGGGCCCAUCGCAGGAGCAUCUUUGGCGGGCCUCGUGCAGCUGGAGGAGCUCAACCUAUCCAAUAACAAACUGAUCGGCACCGUCCCAUCGUGGAUUGGUGAGCUUGAUCACCUUUGCUAUUUGGAUCUCUCCGAUAAUUUAUUGGUUGGCAAGGUACCCAAAAAUUUGAUAAAUCUCAAGGGCCUCGCCACCACUGGUCGUUUAAUGGGUAUGGCUUUCACUAGCAUGCCAUUGCAUGUGAUGCGUAACAGAAGAAUACUCCAACAACAACGACCAAAUAUCAUUUCUGGGACCAACAACAAAGUCCGGUCUGGUAGAACCAAUGUUCUAUCCGGGAAUGACAACACUGUCAUAUUUGGAAACAGCAACACUGUCGCUGGGAGCAACAAUACCAUCACAACUGGGAGCGACAAUACCGUAACGGGUAGCAACCAUAUCGUAUCUGGGAGCAAACAUAUCGUAACUGACAACAACGAUGUUGUUUCCGGGAUUGACAAUAAUGUAUCCGGGAGCUUCCACACCGUAUCCGGGAGUCACAAUACUGUAUCCGGGAGCAACAAUACUGUAUCUGGAAGCAACCAUGUUGUGUCUGGGAGCAACAAAGUCGUGACAGGAGGUUAAUGAUUUGUCAAUCAGUGUAGCUCACAAUCAAUUGGCCGUGCCAAUUGUGUUAUGUAACUCCAUGGAUAUAGCAUCCUUUUCCUACUUUAAAUAAAAUUUCCAGAAAUUAUCUUGCA